AAAGCCCGUCGCGUGGGCGCGCGCCAGGCGCGUAUUCAAACGCGGGGAGCAGCUGCUGCGCACGCCGCGGCGCGCUGAGGCCGGCGGCGCGGCGCAUCCCACCAGCUUUUCUUGUGAACUGUGUGUGGUUUUAUUCACGUGGGAAUCAUGCAGAGAGCGUCACGUUUGAAGAGAGAGCUGAACCUGUUAGCCACAGAGCCGCCCCCGGGCAUCACAUGCUGGCAGAAUAAGGACCGGAUGGAUGAUCUGCAAGCCCAAAUAAUAGGUGGGAUCAAUACACCUUAUGAAAAAGGUGUUUUCAAGUUGGAAGUCAACGUUCCUGAGAGGUAUCCAUUUGAACCACCUCAGAUCCGAUUUCUGACUCCAAUCUACCAUCCAAAUAUUGAUUCUGCUGGAAGGAUUUGUCUUGAUGUUCUCAAGUUGCCGCCAAAAGGUGCCUGGAGACCGUCCCUCAACAUUUCAACUCUGUUGACUUCUAUCCAGCUGCUCAUGUCAGAACCCAACCCUGAUGACCCACUCAUGGCUGAUAUAUCUGCAGAAUUUAAAUAUAAUAAACCAGUCUUCCUCAAGAAUGCCAGGGAGUGGACAGAGAAGCAUGCGAGACAGAAGGUUGAUGAGGAAGAGGUGCCUGGUCAUCCCUCAGAGUCAGAGACCGAUGGCUCCAGCGGACACAACCCAGCACUGAAAAGGAAAGCCACACAACUUGGAAGCACAGAAAAGAAAUUUUGCCCUGAUGUUUAGGACUGGUCUUGGUUAAUAGAUUUUUUUUUUUUGGGUCAAGGCAGUUUUUUGUUUGUUUGUUUAUUUGGAUUUAGAUUUUGUUUCUCUGGUUCCUACUCAGUGUUACUCGAGUCUUACUCCUGACCCUGUGCUCAGGGGUCACUUGUGGUGGUGCCUAGAGGAAUUGAACUGUGGGAUUGAAUGCCAUGCCAAGAAUUGAAACUCGAUCAAUAGUAUACCAGGCAAGCCCGAGGUGGGCUGAUUUGCCUACCUUUCUUGAAUGUUUUUCUUUGAUGCCACAAUUUUUGUAUCCUAUAAAGCAUCUUUAUUAUAUAUUCUGCUCUACUUUGAUUUUGAAUAUUAUUUUUUUAUUUGGCUUGUAUAUACAUAUCUUGAAGCUUUUUAAA
Sorex araneus (European shrew) is the source of this 1127-nucleotide messenger RNA. It is a transcript of the gene UBE2T, whose product is annotated as ubiquitin conjugating enzyme E2 T. Bases 148 to 741 code for a protein of 197 amino acids. The record is from RefSeq and is a predicted model, not a curated record. The transcript is spliced from 7 exons. Lineage: Eukaryota; Metazoa; Chordata; Mammalia; Eulipotyphla; Soricidae.